AUGAUUCUGCCAAUUUCUGCAAGGAAUGGCAGCACACUGACUACUGCAGGUUUUCCAAAAUUGGUGAGAUUAAUGUCCAGUUUGAACAUCUGCAGUAUGCACAAACAAUCUCAUACCAGAGAGAAACCAUAUCACUGCAAUAUAUGUAGUAAAACAUUUAUAUCUAAUACUUAUUUAAACUCACAUAAACUUGUUCAUACAGUAGAGAAACCAUACAAAUGUGAUGUUUGUGGAGAAAAAUUAUACAAAUGUGAUUUUUGUGAUAAAGCAUUUGCAAGAAGAAAUGACCUAACUAGUCAUAAAAGGAUUCACACUGGACAGAAACCAUUUCACUGUGAAAUUUGUGGUAAAGCUUUUUUCAAUAAUUGUUACUUAAAGAAGCAUAAAAUUAUUCACACAGGAGAAAGCCCAUAUCAUUGUGACAUCUGUGGUAAAAUAUUUGCUUACAAAAGUAUCUUAAAGGACCAUCAGCUUGUUCAUACUGUUGAGAAAGCGUACACUUGUAAUGUUUGCGGUAAAGCUUUUAACAGAACUUCUCACUUAAAGAGACAUAAAAUGAUUCACACAGGAGAGAAGCCCUUCCACUGUGAAAUUUGUGGAAAAACUUUCUCAACAAACAGUGAAUUAAAACAGCAUAUGUUUGUUCAUACUGGAGAUAAAAUUUACAAAUGUGAAAUUUGUGACAAAGCAUUUUCAAGAAAAAGUGGCUUAACUAAGCAUGAAAUGGUUCACACUGGAGUGAAACCUUACUACUGUAAUUUUUGUGGUAAAAGCUUCUGGAAUAAUGCUGACUUAAUAAAGCAUAAGAUACUCCAUACAGGAGUGACUUACGCUUUGAAACCACAUAGCUGUAACAUUUGUGGUAAAGUAUUUGCUUGUGGUCGAAAUUUAAAGAGGCAUAAAGUCCUUCAUACAGGAGACAAAUUUUACUCCUGCAAAACCUGUGGCAAAUCAUUUUCAUGUAGUGAUUACUUAAAGUGCCAUGAACUGGUCCAUACUGGUGAAAAACCACACAUUUGUGAUAUAUGUGGGAAAACAUUUUCAUUAAAAUCUAAUAAAGAAAGGCAUAAAAAAGUUCACACUGGAGACAAACCAUACCACUGUGAUAUUUGUGAUAAAACUUUCUCAGAACGUUCUAAUUUGAAAAGCCAUAAAUUAGUUCAUUCAGGAGAGAGACCCUGCCACUGUGAGGUUUGUGGUAAAACUUAUUUGUGUGUUAGAGAGUUAAAGAAACAUUAUGUAAUUCAUACAAAUGACAAAACACACAAAUGUGAAGUCUGUGGUAAAACAUUUUGCACUCAUCUUUUGUCAUGUCGUCUGUGGGACCCAACAUUUGACGUUAUCAGUGUUGAUAUAGAAUUUUCUCAACCAGCAUUCUUGGUUGAUUCGCAUCACAUGCCCAGACCAGAGCAUUGA
Molecule: messenger RNA, 1416 nt
Organism: Octopus bimaculoides (California two-spot octopus)
Lineage: Eukaryota; Metazoa; Mollusca; Cephalopoda; Octopoda; Octopodidae
Biological process (GO): embryo development; regulation of transcription by RNA polymerase II
Cellular component (GO): nucleus
Molecular function (GO): DNA-binding transcription factor activity, RNA polymerase II-specific; RNA polymerase II transcription regulatory region sequence-specific DNA binding
Source: RefSeq, a predicted model, not a curated record